AAGGUCUAUUCGUACUAUAUAAACUAGAACACUGGGCCACUUAAUCACAGUCAAGUGUUCCAGCUUCACUUACAUAUCUACUUCAAUAAUGAACGCUUUGUUGGUCUCGUGUUUGGCUUUGGCCACCUUUGCCUACGCCUUUCCCUCUGGUGAAGAAGGAGUCAUCCUGAAAGGCCCUUCUGGAAUUGUGACCAACCACGGCCCUAUCGGCCCAGCUGGGUCUGAAAUCGACGAUGGUUGGGAGGGUGGUGAGGGUGAGGGUUUGGAAGGUGGUCGAGGACUGGGCGAGGGUUGGGGCCAUGGUAUAGUGUUGGCCGCCCCUAUUGCCGUGGAACACAGUCUUGGAGUCAUCACCAAAGGAGGUGGUACCAUUGGAGUCAGCGAACACGGGGCUGCCAUCAGAGGACCCCCAACCGCCCCCGUUAUCGUGGCUGGACCUUCCGGAAAAAUUAAAGCCGAUGGCCUUUGGGGACCCACCAAGAAUGUGGGACUCAAAUGGGGUCAUGGAUGGUAAUUUGCACGGCAUUGGCGUUCGUUGUGGAUCAUGGAAUAGUUACUUGUAUUAUUUAAGUCACAAUUGUAUCUCAUCACUCUCAUAUAAGUGUUAGCGGUUUUUUAGAUCUUGUAGAUACUGUACAUAAGUAGAAAUAAAUUGUUUUCAGUGUUUA
Molecule: messenger RNA, 668 nt
Organism: Tribolium castaneum (red flour beetle)
Lineage: Eukaryota; Metazoa; Arthropoda; Insecta; Coleoptera; Tenebrionidae
Product: collagen, type I, alpha 1b
Exons: 2
Coding region: 89-514 (141 amino acids)
Source: RefSeq, a predicted model, not a curated record